This is a messenger RNA of Dipodomys spectabilis (banner-tailed kangaroo rat), 801 nucleotides long. RefSeq names its product glutamate rich 4 (gene Erich4). The record is from RefSeq and is a predicted model, not a curated record. NCBI's taxonomy places the organism in Eukaryota, Metazoa, Chordata, Mammalia, Rodentia, Heteromyidae. Bases 84 to 476 code for a protein of 130 amino acids. The transcript has 3 exons.
UCCCUCCCAAUCCACAACUCUCCAGGGACUGGGUCACCCUGGACCUUGCUACUUCCUGCUCUGGCAGUCCCCUCUCAGACCCGAUGGAGCUAUGGAUACAGCUGAAGCAAGCUGGCCUAGAGCCCUCAGGGCUCGGCCCACCUCCCCCUGCCCUGAGGGAACCCCCACCAGAGGAGAGCUUGAGCCAGACACUGCUGUCACCAGGGCCAGACCGUGAAGAAGCCCAGGAGAGCCUGCAGUGGAUCUGGGAGGAGCUGGGCAGCCUACGCAGAAUGGAUAUCCAGUUGCUGGGCCAGCUGUGCAGCCUGGGGCUGGAGAUGGGAGCUCUUCGGGAGGAGCUGGUUGCCAUCCUAGAAGAGGAGGAGGAGGUCUAUGAAGAGGAAGAAGAGGAGGAGUCUCAGGAGAAGAGGGAGGAAGCACACUUAGGGGUCUUCGGCCUGGCCACUCGCCUCCCUGACUUUGAGAUGACUAUCUGAGGUGCAGGCUCUGCAGCCAGGAGCAGCUGGAGAGGACAUCACAGCUGCAAGAAACACGCGCUGAGGAAGUUGUUACAGGGAAGAUUGGAGUCUCCUAUAUGACUUCUGCCCUGCGUGUCCUCCGAGCGUGGAGAUGGCUGGGAAGAUGGCUGCAGCCCCAGCCUGGCCUUGCAGGGACUGAGCCUGCUCCAGAUGCAUGGUGAAUGUUUCCGUCCCAAGAUUCAGUUGUCAGGGGCAUGGCUCAGGGGUAAAGUACCUGCCAAAUAUAGGCGACUCUGUACUCACCAGCAAUGCCAAGCAAGCAAGUGAACAAACAAAUGUAUCA